CAUGACCGAAGUCUCCUUGACGAUAGGAUCGGCCUUGUUGGCCUUUGGGCCAUUUCUGUCGCUAUUUGGACUCUUAGUAUAUCAGAAGGCCCAACUUGUGAUCGUAGUAACAACAGCUGCCUUUUUCUUUCUCCUUGCUGCCGUCACCGCGAGUCUCGCUUGGACCAUUUUCCACGCCAUUGGCCUUGGCGGUCCUUUGGCUGCUCUCGUCCCCGGUGUCUUUUUCCAGUUUGCCUUUCGAUGUGGAUUUGUUGCGCUGUACCACAACGUGGAGCAGGUAAUUCAAAAUUCGAUGGAAAAGUCGGACCAACGUCGUCGGGACGUUGCUCAUCCCGAACAGGGGAUCAACAGCACCGACGCACCGAACGCUCGCAUCGAACAAAAUAUUACACAGGAAAGCGACCAAUGGACCGAGGCGACAAAGCUACGACUACAACUAAACGAUGCAAGCUGUGGUGUUGCCGCUGGGGUCGGCUUUGGUGGGAUGCAUGUAAUUAUGCUGUAUGGGACACUUUGGGCUUCUCAAGUCGGUGAUAGUGAGGGCGUGUUGUACCAAGACGCGUGUCCACAGGUUCCAUCGCUGGCAUUAUCUGCGGUAUAUGCAUUCUUGUUCUCUAUUCUUGAUGUUUUCUGGAUGCUUUUUACUUUCUUCGGCAUGCGCCGGCGUCGUAUGUUUCACCGAGGGGCUCAGGGUGAGGAUGAAUACGUAUCUGUUGGUGCAUGGUUUGGAAAUAGUCGAACUGGGGGUAAUUUUGCCUUGUUACUAUGUCUGGUCACUCAUUCUUUUGCAGCUGUCUUCACCACUGCGGAUUAUUUCAACCACGGAUGUUUAAUAUCUAUUCCUUUGACCUCGGGCAUGGUCUUUGUGACAGCGUAUCUGUUUUGGGCCGGGGUGGGUCGUAUCUACAUGCCCCCUUCUCAAAUUGCCAUGGUGCAUGGAGAAGCCCCAGCGGUAUCCUUUCACGAGGAUUAGAGGUGCUUUCAGGAUUUGUAACUUCUUUUGAAGACUAAGGAUAAGUCUAUUAUUCGCUGUAC
Messenger RNA from Phaeodactylum tricornutum CCAP 1055/1, 1035 nucleotides. RefSeq lists its product with no specific name. The transcript has a single exon. Gene Ontology annotation, cellular component: membrane; endoplasmic reticulum; gamma-secretase complex. Lineage: Eukaryota; Bacillariophyta; Bacillariophyceae; Surirellales; Neidiaceae. The record is from RefSeq and is a predicted model, not a curated record. Gene Ontology annotation, molecular function: protein-macromolecule adaptor activity. Gene Ontology annotation, biological process: positive regulation of catalytic activity; protein processing. The coding region runs from base 2 to 973 and encodes 323 amino acids.